AUGAUACAUCCAUUUCCUUUCAGGCAAACAACACAGUUCACUGGCAGCACAAAAGCAUUGCUUCUACCGCUAAAUCUCAAACGUUCAGAAACCCAUUGCUCCUCUGUGGACAUACCAUUCUAUAUUUGUUAUUUGGAUGUUAUGGAUAGAAACAGUACUUACUCUCCAAACACAUGGCCACCAAAGUUUUGGGAGCAGAUAACAAUAGCCUUCACAGUGUCCAUGGUGGUUGGACUGGUGAUUGGAGGGAUCAUCUGGGCCUUGUUCACUUGCUUGUCCCGUCGCAGAGCUAGUGCCCACAUUUCCCAGGGGAGCUCCUCAGCCUUCAGCCGUCGGUCCAGACCUUCAUCCCAUGGCCACACUACUGGCAGGACUGGAUUUUACCGCAACAGCAGCUGCGAACGCCGGAGCAAUCUCAGCCUGGCCAGCCUCACCUUCCAGAGGCAAGCCUCCUUGGAGCAAGCUAACUCUUUCCCCAGGAAGUCAAGCUUCCGCGCAUCCACCUUCCACCCUUUCCUGCAGUGUCCUCCCCUCCCCGUGGAAACGAACAGUCAGCUGAUCACCCUCACUCCCACAAAUACCACCACAACCCUUGUGGGAAGCACCCCCACCAGCUUAAGUCGACCCGAAUUCCACUGGUCUAACAACAGCCUCCGUAUCUGCCACUCCACACAAACCCCCCCUCCUGCCUAUGAAACCAUCAUAAAAGCAUUCCCAGACUCCUGAGCUAGGUCCUUGCUGCAAACACGCACAUGCAUUUUAGGAGGAAAUUCAGUCAUCUCAACAAUUUUCUGUGCAUACUGAAGAUCUCUGAGAAGUCUCUGGCUGCCGUUGUGGAGGGGACAUACAUUGCCAAGAGGCAGGUAGCGAAGAUUUCUUAGAGUGCAAUAUCCCACUGUCCAAGGGAUCACUUCUCAUUGCACUGCUGGCUCUAAUUUACUGCUCUACCAUAUGCUUGAAUAUUUAUAGUGUUGCAUCUUUAAUUGUAACCAUUGCAUCUUUACUUUAGAGGAAAGAAAAUGAUGCCACAUAAAAAGGAGAUCAUUUCUUGAAGAAACAGAUCAUGUUAGGCAUUACUAAUAUAUACAUUUCUGCAAAUUUCACUAUUCUGUUGGUGGUUUUUUUUAUUGUUGUUGGUUGAGGGUUUUUUUUGUUUUGUUUUGGGUUUUGUUUGUUUGUUUGUUUGUU
This is a messenger RNA of Athene cunicularia (burrowing owl), 1188 nucleotides long. It is a transcript of the gene MYCT1, whose product is annotated as MYC target 1. The transcript is spliced from 2 exons. The record is from RefSeq and is a predicted model, not a curated record. Gene Ontology annotation, cellular component: nucleoplasm. Bases 1 to 726 code for a protein of 241 amino acids. NCBI's taxonomy places the organism in Eukaryota, Metazoa, Chordata, Aves, Strigiformes, Strigidae.